CAUUGGCGGGUGAGAACGAGAGAUCUGUUGAGGAGAAGGAAGCGGAGGGAGGCCAAGGAGUUUCUGUGGAGCUUGGCUAGUGUUAGCUGCAUCUACUGACCAGGAUGAAGUUGCUCAUUGCAUUGAUUUUUACUCCGUUUAUCGCCAGUGUCUGGGGUGCUGAAAAGAGUAAAAUAAGUAACAAAGAGCUUCAAGCCUUUACUGACGAACUGCUCAAGAAGGAUGUCAACAAUGCUGCGCAGUAUAUCCGCAUAAACUAUCAGGGGCAUACAAAGUCUAGCAGUACAAGAGAUGAAGCUCCAGAACCGCUUGUUGUGAUCAACAGUCGAGCACUCCAGAUUCCAACUAUAUCGAAGUUACGUCUUCUGUACGAUAACUACAUCCGCGAUGCUGGUGUGAAUGAGCAUGUAACGCCUGCUGAGCAUGCCGAAGAGAAUGAUCUGUUGGACUCGUUUAUUGCCACACCUGUAAUGAAAUACACGAUGCAUUUCCUCGCAGACAAAGGCUUGGUAAGUAGGGAUGUCAAAGCUCAGAAAAACCUGCUCAAACAGAUUUGGUUCACCAUGUACUCUCGAGGUGGUGGCAAGAUUGGAUCCAGUGCAUUUGAGCAUGUGUUCCUUGGGGAGCUGAAGCGGGGGGAGGUCUCUGGAAUGCACAACUGGAUCUUCUUUGGCACGGAGGAGGCACAGAGGCAGGCAGACUACAUGGGCUAUAUUAGGAAGCUGGAACUUGGAGGGAAAGGAGCAAUAUUGAAACUGCACUACAAGUGGGCCAACGUGAUGAAACCUGUUGGCUCAAUGUUUGUUGGCACCAGUCCUGAGUUGGAGAUGGCUCUGUACACAGUGUGUUUCCUUGUGCACGCUGAUGAGAAGUGUCAGGUGCGCAUGGCAGGCAAGCACUUCAGCAUCAGAACGCACACUUACCGCUAUCAAAGCAAAGAGAUUAUAGGCAGUGCUUUCCCUGAGAUAUAAUGCACCUUCAUUCAUACUACCUGCCUACAUGGAAAAAUAUCCUUAUCUGUUAUCAGUAGUGUCAUUUCUUGGGACCAUAUCAAAAGCAUGGGGAAAUAUAGCUACAACACUACCAGACUGGCCAUGAAGAGAAACAUUGACCAAUCUUGAAAUGUCUGGUGGUCACAAUCUCCGUACUAACAUUGGUAUAGAAUGUGUAUGUUUGGAACACUUACAUGUUCAGAACACAGAAAUUAAUUCUGAGCACACAAAAAUCUGUGUUGCUGUAAUACUUUGAAUUUCUCUGAACAUUGCUAAAAAUUAGAUUGAAACUAGACCUUUCUUGAUAAUAACGGUUAAUCAUGUUUCAUGUUUAUUUGAUCACUUUUAUAUAUAUUUUUUUUACUUAAGUGUCCUCUUGGGUCAUCAGAAACAAGGACAAGUAGUUUAGCAAGAAUUUUUUUAGUGCCAUGAUGUCCUGUUCAUAUUUUAACAUUGCAUUUAAACCCUUGACAUGUUGAAUAUCUUAUUUCAGAAAUUAUUUCAUUUUUAUAUCCUUAAUGAUAAUUUGCAAUUUGAAUUUUUGAACAAUGAACUGAGAGGAGACAGCAGAAGAGACUUCUUUUUUGCUGAUGUUGAUAUUCAACAAAUACAUCUGCAGUUGUAGAAUAUGUUUUAAAGCUGAUAUACCUUGAUUGUAGUGUGAAAAGGGAUGAAGAUAAAACAGUUCUUAACCGAUAUUCUUCCUAACUGAAAAUGUACUGACAAAAACAUUAAAUGCAACAUUACAUUUUUAAACUUAGUAAUGAGGUAAUAUAUGUUAAAAUGUUAUGGUAACUAUAAAAAUUAUAAGCUGGGUUAGCUCAGUCAGUAUAAUGACUAGGCUGGGCUUGACGACUGGGGUUAGAUCCCCGAUGGGGGCAGAGGAUUUUUCCUCUAGCCUCUGUGUCCAGACUGGCUCUGCGGCCCACCCAGCCUCCUUUCCAAUGGGGACUGGGGUUCUUUCCCGGAAGUAAAGCGUGGCUAGGACGUGAUGCUGACCACUCACCUCAUCUAGUGCAGAGGUCAAGAAAGAGUAGGAGCUAUACCACCAUUCCCCUCAGCACCUGCAUAGACGUGUAGCAGGACUUUAAAAAACCCCUAAAACAAUUCUCUUUUGGAUAUCCUUCUCCAAAAGAUUUUUCUACUCUUUGUAUUUGCCUGUGUUCUGCUUCAAAAUUUAAAAAAUUGCACAAAAUUUGGGGCUAUGUAUGAUAUGGAUGCAAUGUUUGUUGGAUAAUACUCAACAUUCAACAACACAGUUCAUGCCUGAAGGCCGAGUUAUGCACCAAACUUGGAAGACUUCUUUUUUUAUUAUUUAAGAAUAAUAUUGUGAUGUUAUUGGUGAUUACAUUGUGAGUGUAACAAUAUUAUCAUACACUGCAUUUAGUACUUUCACAGAACAUAACAAAAACAUGAACAUUAAUACUUAUAUUGUUACUAUAUAAAUGUUGUUCUUGCUCUCACAUUUACAAGUCUGGGAGUAAUUCCAGGAUUUUAUUUUUGGUUUACGGUCAUUGUGACCUAUUUAAACAAUGUGCAGAAUAUUAUUAAUGAAUCUUCUAUUUACUGGUAAAAAAGUGAUAAAAGCAACUAUUCUCAUCUCCUAGAAAUUAUCCAUUUAGAUAUAUUAUGGCACAUAUAGAUGUUCACUGAUAAUAUAAAGGAAAGGUCACAGCUUGAAUGAAAAUUGUGUCACACAAACGUUUAUUUUAAAUAUUCUCAUAGUAUUACUGUUAUUUUUUAUAAUUAUAUUCUUUGGUAAUAAAAUGUUGGAUUUAGGGAUUUA
Molecule: messenger RNA, 2778 nt
Organism: Zootermopsis nevadensis
Lineage: Eukaryota; Metazoa; Arthropoda; Insecta; Blattodea; Termopsidae
Product: endoribonuclease Arlr
Molecular function (GO): RNA endonuclease activity
Source: RefSeq, a predicted model, not a curated record